Octodon degus (degu) is the source of this 3716-nucleotide messenger RNA. It is a transcript of the gene Ppp4r4, whose product is annotated as protein phosphatase 4 regulatory subunit 4. The transcript is spliced from 25 exons. Gene Ontology annotation, molecular function: protein phosphatase regulator activity. Lineage: Eukaryota; Metazoa; Chordata; Mammalia; Rodentia; Octodontidae. Bases 129 to 2681 code for a protein of 850 amino acids. Gene Ontology annotation, cellular component: cytosol; protein serine/threonine phosphatase complex. The record is from RefSeq and is a predicted model, not a curated record.
CCGCCGCCGCUCGCUCAGCUCCUGCGGCGGAGAGCGGGAGAAAGUCCUGCUGGUGGGCGGCGCGGGGUUGCGCGCGUCCGGCAUCCCGGGGCCGCUCCGGCCCGGGCGGCGAGGGUGCCCUGCCGUCCAUGCCUCCGCCGCCGCUAGCUGCCGGCGUCGCCAUGGAUUUCGGUCAGAACAGCCUUUUCGGCUACAUGGAGGACCUGCAGGAGCUCACCAUCAUCGAGAGGCCGGUCCGCCGGAGCCUCAAGACACCAGAAGAGAUAGAGAGAUUGACGGUUGAUGAAGACCUCAGUGAUGUUGAGAGGGCUGUUUAUCUGCUCAGUGCUGGUCAGGAUAUCCAAGGAACAAGUGUGAUUGCAAAUCUUCCAUUUUUGAUGCGACAGAAUCCUACUGAGACGCUUCGAAGAGUUUUGCCAAAAGUCAGAGAAGUCCUGCACGUUGCGGGAGUGGAAAUGCAGUUGACGGCCGCGGCGUCGCUUCUGAGCAUUCUGCAGGAAGAGUCGGUGUCGGUGCACACGUAUGCGCACGCCUUCCUCCAGGUCAUUCUCGCGCACCUGGAGCACAGGGACGCAGGUGUCAGCAGUGCAUGGCUGGAAACGCUUCUGUCUGUGAUCGAGGUGUUGCCAAAAGAAACCCUGAGGCAUGAGAUUUUGAAUCCUCUUGUUUCCAAGGCACAACUGUCCCAAACAGUCCAGUCUCGUUUAAUUAGUUGUAAAAUUUUAGGAAAAUUGACCAACAAAUUUGAUGCCCACACCAUCAAAAGGGAAAUACUUCCUCUGGUAAAAUCACUCUGUCAAGAUGUAGACUAUGAAGUUCGAUCUUGUAUGUGUCGGCAAUUAGAAAACAUAGCUCAGGGCAUUGGUUGGCAUUACAACUUGAAGGCAAAGUCUGCCCCUUCAUCUGUUUUUGUAGAAAACGAUGACAGAAGUCAAACUAUACUUCCCCUAGUGAAAUCAUUUUGUGAAAAAUCUUUUAAAGCAGAUGAAUCAAUUCUUAUUUCUUUAUCUUUUCAUUUAGGAAAACUAUGCCAUGGACUAUAUGGAAUAUUUACUCCAGAUCAACACUUGAGAUUUUUGGAGUUUUAUAAGAAACUUUGUACAUUGGGUUUGCAGCAAGAAAACGGCCACAAUGAUAGCCAGAUUCCUCCCCAAAUCUUGGAGCAGGAGAAGAAGUAUGCUUCAGUGCGGAAGAACUGUGCCUAUAACUUCCCGGCCAUGAUUGUUUUUGUUGAUCCUAAGAACUUCCAUAUGGAGCUCUAUUCUACAUUCUUCUGCCUUUGUCAUGACCCUGAAGUACCCGUCAGAUACACUAUUGCUAUUUGCUUUUAUGAAGUGUCUAAACUUCUGAAUUCUGGAGUGUAUUUAAUACAUAAAGAACUGAUAACAUUGUUACAAGAUGAAUCGCUAGAGGUACUAGAUGCCCUUAUAGAUCAUCUUCCAGAGAUCUUGGAGCUUAUGUCAACUGGUAGUAGUGAAAGCAGUGUUCCAGAAAAUAAGCUGUCCUCUCUGCCUGACUUGAUCCCCGCACUCACGGCUGCUGAGCAACGAGCCGCAGCCUCUCUGAAGUGGAGAACCCAUGAGAAGCUGCUGCAGAAGUAUGCGUGUCUGCCACAUGUCAUAUCAAGUGAUCAGAUUUAUUACCGUUUCUUACAAAGAAUGUUCACAAUCAUGAUGACAAAUAAUGUCUUACCUGUCCAAAAAGCAGCUUCACGAACUCUGUGCAUUUUUCUACGAUACAAUCGUAAACAGGAGCAGAGACACGAGGUCAUUCAGAAAUUGAUUGAACAAUUGGGCCAAGGAAAAAGUUACUGGAAUAGACUUCGAUUUUUGGACACCUGUGAAUUUAUCAUAGAGAUCUUUUCCAAAUCAUUUUUCUGUAAAUAUUUCUUUUUACCUGCUAUUGAACUGACGCAUGAUCCGGUAGCAAAUGUGAGGUAUGUUGCCACUCUAAGCGAAUAUUUGAAAACUGUGUUUCUCAUACAUCUCCUGCCUGAACUACAUAGUGAGACCUGUCUGAAGAAAGCAAAAACAAAACAAAAAAACAAACCUAAAAACGGUAUUUUUGAAAAGACUGUGUUGGAAUUGGACAGAAUGGAAAUGUCUAUGGAUGCUUUUCAGAAAAAGUUUUAUGAAAAAGAUUUGUUGGAUCAAGAGAAAGAAAGAGAAGAACUGCUUUUUCUAGAAAUGGAGCAAUUGGAGAAGGAGAAGCAACAGAACGAUGGAAGGCCCCCAAGUGAUAAGGUCUUUGAGAAGAAACGCAGAGAUACAAAGACACCGACACAGAGUCUGCCCAAGAGCGUCCCCAUUUCUGUUCCUGGAGCCUCUUCUAGCAACCCAUCAACAAGCAAAGAAAUCAAGAAGUCCAAAUUGAUUCGAAGCCAAUCUUUUAAUAAUCAAGCUUUUCAUGCAAAAUAUGGCAACUUAGAGAAAUGUGCCAGUAAAACAACGGCAGGAUACACACCUUCUCUCUCAGGGUUAACGAAGAAUUCUGUGAUUUCACUAACUGAUGACUCAUUCCGGACUCGCAGUGCCAGCAGCGCUCCAGCCUCCUUUUCUCCCAGUCCCCUCCUACCUGGUACCUCCCGUGGGACAGUUAACACAGCCGACCCAAAGAACAGUGGAAGUAAAGACGCACAGCCCCGGAAGGCCACCUUAAAAUCCAGAAAAUCCAACCCUUAAAUCAACUGCUGUUGAAGGAGACCAAAGCAAAGACCUGGGGACAACGAUUGAUGGACAAACGCUAAAGCCAUGGCUGGGGCUUCUUUCUUUUACUUUACUUUUCUUUCUUUCUUUUUUUUUUAAGUUUUGUUUGUUUUAAUGAAUGGAAAAAGACAUAAUGACAACUUAUGUUAAACUUAACCAUAUUUGAAAUUAAAUUCCCUAAGAGGUAUAGUAUGUAUUUCUUACAUAAUAAUGUGGUUACAGAAUUCCAGUGUUACAGUGCAUUGUAAUGGAAAGCAACUUCAGAUGUAUGCUUUAACUACAACUGCAAAACAGACAAGCUCACUUUUACUUCUGCAGGAAGCCAGCGGUUUCAUUGUGUUAGAGUUUUCAUGUUUAGCAAUUGUGUGACGGUUCAAAAUGGCCAAAAUUGCCUUUACUCCGUAACCACAGGAACAGCGACUUGGGAGGUGAAGAAGAGCCAUAUAGCUCUCCACACCCAGCUGAAAAGUCCAACUGAACACUUUCUGCAGCUUUAUAAGGCCUGUGAAGGGACAAUGUCUUACAUGGACAUCCCCAAAUUUAGAUUUGGCAAUUAAAAUUGCACAAAAAUUUCUGAUAACUUCAAGCUACAAAUACCUUAAAAAUAAUAGAUUGAUGAUUUCCUUUAUUUCCUAGAAGAAUUUCUUUUAUAAAUACUUUGUUUACAUUUUAGAAUGUAUUUGUCUAUAUUUAAUUUAAAAUGAUGAAUCUAGUUUGAAUCAGCUGUUACUCCAAGCUAUCAUGCUUCAGCUGUGUCAACAGCAUUUAUUUGUACUAAUGCUAAUACUUCCAUCAAAAUUUGCCUGUGGAACAUAUACAGUUCUUAAUUUUAAAGAUGUCAGUUCUUAAUAUAUACUGUAUGAAGCUAUUGUCAGCUUCUCUAUUUCAAGAUGCAAUCAACAUAUAACUAUAUUGAUAUUAGAAAAUACUUGCUUUUUUAAUAUAUUGAUGUAUGAUAAAGAUCUAAUUUGUGAAUGCAUAUGCGUGUGUGGUUACUUUUUAUAAUGUGAA